Molecule: messenger RNA, 1177 nt
Organism: Quercus lobata
Lineage: Eukaryota; Viridiplantae; Streptophyta; Magnoliopsida; Fagales; Fagaceae
Product: FKBP-like peptidyl-prolyl cis-trans isomerase family protein
Exons: 5
Coding region: 36-854 (272 amino acids)
Molecular function (GO): peptidyl-prolyl cis-trans isomerase activity
Source: RefSeq, a predicted model, not a curated record
CACAGCCACACUACAUUCAUCUUCUUCAACAAAACAUGGUGAUGAUGAUGUUUCAGCUCAGACCCCAUAUUCAUAUUCUUCAAUACCAAUACUACCAUCCCAGUACUACUCCAAAAUCAGCAUAUAAUAUCAAUAACAUCUCAAAAUGUAGAAGAAGAGAAGCAGCAGCACUAUCUGUUUCUUUAUCACUACUACUAUUCCCAUCAUCAUCCUCCUCCUCUUCUUCUGCUGUUGCUUCAACUUCAGCUUCAAAAUCAUCAUCAUCAUCAUCCGAGUUGUUGUUUUUGGACAUCCCAAAUUCAGGUGGUGUUAAGGUUUUGGACCUUCGUGUUGGCUCUGGAGAUGUCCCACUCCAUGGCAACCAGGUUGCAACAUUUAGGACUAUUGAUAAGGCAGCAACUCAUAAACUCCUCUCAGAUUCUACAACUGAAGGAACAUGCAAAGAACAAGUGAUUCCUAUUUUCCAAGAAGACCCUGCAGAACAUACAAAUGUUGCAAUACAUUACUAUGGAAGGUUGGCAGCGAAGCAAGGAUGGCGCUUUGAUUCAACAUAUGAUCACAAAGACGAAAAUGGAGAAUCAGUGCCAUUUGUGUUUGUUCUUGGGUCUGGGAAAGUGAUUUUGGGGAUAGAAGCAGCUGUGAAAUCAAUGAAAGUAGGUGGUAUUCGAAGAGUCAUCAUCCCUCCAUCCCAAGGAUACCAGAACACAUCACAAGAACCCAUACCACCCAAUUUUUUUGACAGGCAGAGGCUAUUUACUACCAUUUUCAAUCCAACUCGUCUUGCCAAUGGAGAAGGGUCAACAUUGGGAACUCUCAUUUUUGACAUUGAGUUGGUCAGUGUCAGGCAUCAGUAACCUACUUAGAAUACUAUUGAGUCUGAAAAUGGUUUAUAGCAGAAUCCAUAUAUAUAUAUAUGAUUAUCAAUGUGUCCCAGCUUGGGACUGAUUGAUAAUGCCUAAAUAUGAAGAUGAUUUCUGAAAUGGAUUGUUUGCUGAAUACACUUCAGUGAUGACAAAUUACUGUUUUAAUUGUGAUUUUCACUUUUCAAUAGUGAAGAAAGGAAAAGGGCAAAGAGAGAGAGAGAGAUAAUUGUUUUCAGUGAUAUUAGCUAGGGUGCAAAAUAUGCAUUUCUGUACUAAUUCUUUUUCUUUUUUUCAGCAAGAAAUACUUUGGAUUU